UUUGCUGCCGCGGCUUGGAUUGAAGGAGGAAGAGGAGUCGAAAUCAAAAGUCAUGGAUCUCGGUGACAGGGUUUAUGCAGCUGAAAGAAUCACAAAGAAAAGAGAAAGACGGGGCAAAGUGGAGUACUUUGUAAAGUGGAAAGGCUGGAGUAAAAAAUACAAUACGUGGGAACCAGAAGAAAAUAUUUUGGAUGUCAGACUGAUUGAGCUUUAUGAAGAAAGUCAAAGAGGAGCGGAUAUAGCAACGAGAAGACCGAGGCGAAGGGAUACUAGAUAUAAUGAGCAGGUUCUGGCAAAUUUGGUAGUGGAGGAAGAGCCAGGCGGGGACGAGCGAGUCGGGGAGGACAGUCAGGACGAGUCGACAACCGGAAGUACCUCGACGGCGGUGGCAGCUUCGCGACUACUCAAUAAUAGUCGAAGAGGAGGAGGAGGAGGAGGAGGAGGAGUGACUGUUGGGUCCUUGGGCGGGGUAGUGGAGGAGGAGGAGGAGGAUGAUGAUGAGGAGGAGGAGGAGGAGGAAGAGUGUGACGAGACUCUGGCGAGUUCUCUUGACGGACACGAGUCGCCAGUGCCGACGGUGGCGCCUCGCGCGCAACAGCAGCAGCAGCAGCACCACCUGGUGAGCAAUAUCAGCAACUCGGCCACUUUGAGUGUCGUCGACUCGGACAGCUCGAACAGCAGUGCGGAGAUCCCGCUGCUGCCGAGGAAGGAGCCGGCCGGCACCAAGAGGAAGGCCGAGGCCUUCAGCAAGGAGUCGGGCAAAAUUGGCGUGACAAUCACGACAAGUAGUCCAAACAGCGGGGGCAGCACGAGUCCGCCUCCGAACAAACUGCCGAGGCUUCUCCCGAUCAAAGGAGCCAACAACCCUCCUUCCACUACCCCCACGUCGCCUUCUUCCUACAAUAGCAUGAAGGUGAACGGCAGGAGACCGUCCUCGUCGAGUGUGAAGUCGACACCCGAGGAGCCAUCACCGGCAGUCCCGACAACGCCCGCGCCCGCGACCGAAGACAAAACCCGUGAUGAGGCUGCUGCCGACGUUCCCCACGGUCCCUCACCCUCUCUGCCGCGUGCGCCUCCUCCUCCUCCUCCUCCCCCUCAUUCCCCCCACUCUCAUCCUCAAACUUCGCUCUCUUCGGAAAGCGAGACAGCCCUGCUAGAACCUUUGGCGAAAAAGCGUCCCGAGCGAGCGGACAAAUCCAGCAAUGGUCCGACGACACAAUUAAUAGCGACAGCAGCAGCAGCGGCGGCGGCGGCCGAAAGAAACGGCCACAAAUCGCCCAGUCCAACCGAUUCCUACACCAACAACAACAGGUUACUGCCCUCGAUUGUCAACGGUCAUCAUCACAGUAAUAAUAAUAAUAAUAGUAGUAGUAACAAUAACAAUAACAGCAGCAGCAACAACAACAACAAUAAUAAUAAUAAUAAUAAUAAUAAUAAUAGUCAUAAUAAUAAUAAUAAUAAUAAUAGUGUUGCCAGUAGUCAUAAUAAUAGUAGUAGUAGUAGUAGUGGGAGUGGAGGUGGGGUUGGUGGUAAAGUUGUCUCAAUGAUGAAAUCGGCAACGGCCGAUUAUGUGACAACAUCGGAAAUUUACAAUAUCCCGAUGACGAGUCCCGGGACGGAUUAUUGGCACUCGCGGAAUCCGGUCGCCGAUCAGGUUUUCAUCACCGAUGUCACUGUCAAUCUCAAGACCGUUACCAUUAGGGAGUGCAAGACUGAAAAGGGAUUUUUUCGCGAGAGAGAUCCGAAAAGUGAUGUUUGUUAACCGCCGCCAUCACCGGAUUAAAAUGGAACUAAAAAUGCGACAAGAAAAAAGAAAAUCGAUGAAAUAUUUUGUAAAUAUCUACUUAUUUAUUAUCGCACCGUCUUUUGAGUGAUUUUUAGCUUCUUCUUCUUCUUCUUCUUUCGAGAGUUUCAAAAGAGAGAGAGAGAGAGAGUUUUGUCUCUUCGUGCAAAGGCACCUUUUUUUUUUCUUUUUUUGAUCUUUGAUUUUUUAGUAAUCUGUUUAUUAUUAUUAUUAUUAUUAUUAUUAUUGGUUCGAGAUUUGAAAUUUAAUAUCUCGAUUUUUGAGUUACGAGUCAGGUUUCAUAGGGUUUUUGGAAUAAAUGUUUUUUUUUUUUUUGUUCUUUUUGCAGGAAAAUCAGAUAUCGCUCUAGAGAAUUUGAUGAAUUUAGGCUGUUUGAAAGAAUUCAGGAAUUCAAACAAGAAUUCAGGAAGUUAAAGAAUUGAGAUUUUAGAUAAAUUCAGAGGUUUUUAAAAAUUCAAGGAAUUGAAGAGUAUUGAGGGAUUUUUAAAUAAUUCAGGAGUUUUCUUUUAAAUUCAUGAAUUCGCAAAAGAAUUCAA
Messenger RNA from Belonocnema kinseyi, 2340 nucleotides. RefSeq names its product polycomb group protein Pc. The transcript is spliced from 5 exons. The record is from RefSeq and is a predicted model, not a curated record. Lineage: Eukaryota; Metazoa; Arthropoda; Insecta; Hymenoptera; Cynipidae. Bases 53 to 1762 code for a protein of 569 amino acids.